AACAAAAAGGUUCGAAACCAACGUAAACCCUCGUCUAAACCUCUCUUCUUCCAUUUUUUUUUCUUUUUUUUUUUUUUUUAGAAUUUUAAUUUGGUGAUAUAUUCUCCGAAAGGCCCAGUACUAUUCAGUGAAUUUUCUUUACUGAAAGGAGGGUGAAAAUGCCCUCAGAGGAUGCGAAGGCUGUGAAGAAAAUUGAAGAGGCGGAAGAGCAAGAAGGGGACGAUAACAAGAGUUUGAGCACUAUUAUUGACAGCCGCAAGAAGAAACCCACCAAUAAUGUUGUCACUUCAGCAGCCAAAUCUCGACCAAAAGAAGCCAAAGUUAAGAAAGAAUACACCAAAGAUUGUGAUUCUGAUUCAGAUUCUAAUAAACCCAUAGCUCGCCGCAACGUUGCCAAAGUCAAGAAGGAAGAGAAUAACCACGCCGAAGACCAAGACGAAGACGACAAGCCUCUUGCUAAGAGGAGCUCCAAUACUAAGCCCGAUAAGAUUCUGAUAAACCCAUUGCUUCGCUACAAGGAUGCCAAAGUCAAGAAGGAAGAGAAUAACCGCGACGAAUACGAAGACGACAAGCCCCUUGCCAAGAGGAGCUCUAUUACUAAGCCCGAUAAGGAUUUGAAGAAAAAAAAUAAAGAGGAAGAGAAGAAGAAGAAGACAGCAGAGGUUACAACUGAGCAGAAGAAGAGGCAAAAAAAGGUUUUUGAUUUGCCUGGGCAGAAGCGAGACCCUCCUGAGGAGAGGGACCCAUUAAGGAUUUUCUACGAAACGCUGUAUAAGCAAAUUCCACAUAGCGAAAUGGCACAGUUCUGGAUGAUGGAAUGUGGUUUGCUUUCAAAAGAGGAGGCGAAGAAAGCCUUUGAGAAGAAGCAGAAGAAGAGUCAGCAGCAAAGGCUGGGUACCCCAACAAAAUCUGCAGUUGCUGUUAAGAGCACCAAGUCUCCUACUGUUAAGAGUACAACAUCAUCCUCCCCAAAUUCUUCCAAUAAAAAGACCAAAACAGAAUCCAAAACUGGUUCUAAGCAGACUAGAAAGCGGAAGAUUGAAGAUGAAAGCUCCGAUGAUGAUUCUGAUGAUGACUUUGUGGCCAACAGACUCAUGAAGAAGAAGAGAGCAGCCUAAUUUAUAAUGUUUCCCAUUAAUUCAAAAUUCAUUUGCUAUUUGAAAAUCAUGAUUUAGCUGAUUAGUUGUUGUUGCCAACAUUGCCUUUAUUAUUAGUUCUACGAUUUAAGUAAUGGAAACUUUUCACCUAACGACUUUUAUUGUCAACUCUAAUUUGAGACCUUGGAUUAUUAAUUAACCAAAAUUCCUCAGUACUCCA
Molecule: messenger RNA, 1317 nt
Organism: Ziziphus jujuba (common jujube)
Lineage: Eukaryota; Viridiplantae; Streptophyta; Magnoliopsida; Rosales; Rhamnaceae
Exons: 5
Coding region: 159-1118 (319 amino acids)
Source: RefSeq, a predicted model, not a curated record